Molecule: messenger RNA, 1235 nt
Organism: Drosophila busckii
Lineage: Eukaryota; Metazoa; Arthropoda; Insecta; Diptera; Drosophilidae
Exons: 1
Coding region: 240-1229 (329 amino acids)
Source: RefSeq, a predicted model, not a curated record
UGAAUUAAUAUAAAUUUGCAAAUACUUUUAAUUUUGAAAUGUAAAUAAGCGCGCUAAAUGCUAUCGAUUAGUAAGCUUAUGUUAUGUGCAGAUGUAAACUAACAUACAUAUUUAGAUUGCAAUUGUAUUUUCUGAAACGUUAUCGAUAACUGCGCACACUGUCACUCCGCGUGACUAUGAUUUUUGUGCGUUUAUUAUUGUUAAUUAUAAAAUGGAAUUUAGUUUAAAAUAUUUAUAAAAUGGACUACUAUCUGCGCAACAAUUUAAAUGACCAGAGCGUAUUGCAGCUGGAAGAAGCAGCCAAGCACAAUGCACGCCUAUUACCUUGGCUGCUGCAAUUGCUGGAUCAAAUGCAAGAUCAAAAAUAUUUAGAAUUAUCUGCAAGCAACGUAGAGUGCAUGUUUAAAGUUGCUAUAUAUAUUGCAGAAUGUCAUGCGAGGCAUGGCGAAGCGCUAACUGAAUCAAUGUUGUUGCUGGUCCAACACGGACAUGCGAGUAUAAGAAGCUACUAUGAUCAGCUGGAAAGGAAUCGUCAGCAAUGCUUAGAUCAUCUCUGUUCCAGUAUUAUGAACAGCACAUGCAAUGGCCAUCAGCAUAUAUGCUUGCUAUAUCAACUGCGCAAGCUAUGGAGCAGCAAGCAGGAUGAGGGGGAAAAGCUGGAUUGGUCGUUGCUCAGUAAUCCAAGAAAGUCUGAGGAUUCGCUGCAAUUAACUAUUGAGCUCGAGACACAACAAAUGCGACAGCUGGUGUCGCGGUUAUAUAGACUAUCUACGGAGGAUGAGCUGCGUUUGGCGCUGAAUCGUGCGUUGGAACUACUACCGUUUCAGCUCUGGAUGGAACUUUGGCGCGAGCCAGUGGGCAGCUUGAUGUACGAACGUUGUUUGGUUUUGCGCCACAUGAUCUGUGAUAUGCUAGAGGAGAGCACAGCAACAAGCCAGAGAUUUGUGCAAGCAAUCACUGCAUACUUGACAGAAGAAAGUUCAAGCUCCAAUGUAUACAGAUUCUAUCGCUGCAUGUCGCAGCCGCGCUUUGUCCAGGCGCUCUGCAGCUAUUGCCAUGUCUAUUGGCAAUGCGAAACUUCUCCUGCCCAACACAUGAUAUAUCUAACACACUUGCUGCUGGCGUCAAAGUCACCUUGUCGCGUGCAGUUAUUUAACAAAUUGCGUCAGCUUAAAAAUCUUCCAGAUAUUCUUGCGCUUCUCAGCAAAAUGGCAUUUAUUUACAACUAACUAUUU